Messenger RNA from Linum tenue, 860 nucleotides. The record is from the annotation of a GenBank genome assembly. Lineage: Eukaryota; Viridiplantae; Streptophyta; Magnoliopsida; Malpighiales; Linaceae.
CCUAUUCUACUCCUAUUUGCUUUAUGACGCAUAAACAAGUUGAUAUUUUGACAAAUAAUCAUAGGCUUUCUCCCUUACACUAAUCACUUGCCCCUCUACUAUACACCGCGCGUCUUCAACAAGGUCCAUCCCUCGACGAGAACAGCCACCAACAGCACCAAUAUACAGUAAAAUGCGGUGGAGGGUUCUGUUUUCUCUAGUUUGCUCACUGGACUGCACACAGAAGAAGAUGGGAAAAAAACAGAACAAAUUACCAACUGGCUUAAUCAAUCACUGUUCCGCGGGGCAACAUAUCGCGGCGCAGCACUCGAAGCAGCCGAAACACGAUAGAGCCAUGCAGAGCUGGGUCAAGGCUACUGCACAUUGGUUGUUCAUUCUGGAACAGCACUGGACGCAGCACAUGCAGCAGCAGUGGCCGUACAACCUCUCGCAGCAGUUGGAGGCCGCCUUUAUCAUCAUCUCGGCUGCCUCUGGCAGCCUCGGUUCCUCGGUCCCUGGCGCGACUGGAGAUAGAACACAGCUGUACUUACGGUGUCAAAGAUGGUAUUAAUUAUUACCUUGCGCCCAGCAGGCGGUUCGGCGGAUUGGUACACUCUCUGCGUUUCCAAUAUCGACAUGCGUGUGUAUUCAGAUGCAACUCCUGUUUGUAUGCUGAUUUGGGAAACCUGCCAGUGCCAGGUACCAUUAGAGUUCACGAUCACUAGGAUAGUAGUAUGCAUAUCAAGGUGGUGGCCAUAUAUAUAUGUCUAUAGAAGGAAGAGGAUGAUGAAACACAGCUUAUACCUUCUCCUCUAGCUGUUUACUUGUUGAAAACCAUGCCUGGGCCGUUAGUAUAUCAAUCUGCUGCUUUGCAAAUACCU